Molecule: messenger RNA, 1857 nt
Organism: Triplophysa dalaica
Lineage: Eukaryota; Metazoa; Chordata; Actinopteri; Cypriniformes; Nemacheilidae
Gene: rpz2
Product: rapunzel 2
Exons: 2
Coding region: 710-1510 (266 amino acids)
Source: RefSeq, a predicted model, not a curated record
GCAUGGAUUUAUUAUUUUAUAUUUGUUUAUUUAUUGGCCUCACCAAAAAUCAUUCAUGUCAUAGAUGACAGCUAUUGAACAACACAUUACAUAUGCGUAAGCAUAACAAAGCAUUACUGAUUUGCAUAAUUUUUUAUAUUUUUCAUCUCUUUCCAACUGACGCUUUCAAGACUGUCACAAGUCAUUUAGACAAAACCUCUUUUCGUGAUUGUCUUGGAACAACAAUUGUUCCAUUCAUUGCAGAACGUAAUGAAAACACAACUAAAGAUUAUCCUUAUUAUUGAGCCCUGAAUAAGCUUUAACUUGUGUUACUUUCUAAAUUUUAAUAGGUCAAACUAGUUCAUAAAUGUAUUUGUCAAUUACGACAUUAACACCCAAUUGUUGCAUUCAAAUGUUUUCUGCCUCUAUUUUGUGCUUUUCUUCACGUUUUUAGAUUCCGACAAUAAAAUUCAAAUACUGAAUUGCUUAAUCUUUUUUUAACCCAGACGUACUAAAUGUAUUUUUAAUCGCUCAUCGGCUCCAUUAUUAAUCAUACUCGCCUCUAUGGGACAACCAUUUGCUGAACUUGGCAAACAGCAUUGCAACCAUUUUCCGCGCAGGGCGUGUGUUCACCAGAAAGAGACUGCCGAAAGGCUGCAUGUGUGUUUUUUCCCCUCCUAAGCCAAUGAGCUUUGCUUUGGCAUGAGUCACUCCCUCAUCCUGCCUCUAUAUGACAGAGCGGACAGUGAAAUGGUGGCUACUGCUUCAAGUUACCAUUAGGAAGAAACCAACUACAGACACAUUACAGAAUCGCAGCGGACCGAAAGAGCAACUUUCAGACCUACCGAUGGCAAAAAAUCAGGAGAUAGGAAUGACCGCGGCCAAAGUGUUGGGCUAUGUGGAGAAGGUCUCCUCCUUCGCCUCCUCUAUAGAUCCUCUCUUUGGGUUUGUGACUUCUGUAGUUGGAGUGGUUAGGAGAGGCCUGGUGGAGAAGGAGGACCAUGAGCUGGCCAAGGACUUUAAGCAGAUCCACCAAAAGUUGGAAACAAUCUCGGAGAAGAACAAGCAAACCCUUCGAAAGAUCUGCAUCGAUGAAAUCAACGAAACUUUCGGUAAAUAUGAGGAGUUCAUCAAGCAUCAGUACGGAGCCUUUAAUACCAUGGUGGAGAAGGUAAAGCAGGACCCAGACAACACCAAGCGUCACAUGGAUGACUUUGUGGAGAUCUACGAGAGCGACAAAAGCGGCAUGAGCUUAGACGUGUUUUAUCGUGGAGUGAUGGGCACCGAGUCUCUGUUUGGGGGGCAGAUGCUGAAGGUCUACCUGGAUGAAUGCAAGAGGAACAGAAGCGUGAUGGAGGCCAGAUGCUCACAUAUGUCUCACCUGUUCCACAUCGGUCUUAUAGCACUGAUGGCCUACACCUCGGUCAAAGAAGUUGACGAGGAAGAACUGAGAGACAAAUGGGGCAAAAGGGUCAUUGAUAUUCAAACCAAGAUGCAGGAAGUUCUGGACCAAUGUGAACAGGAGAACUGAGGGUGGGAUGAUGCACUGAAAGAUUGCUCAGACAAAUCCAUUUUAUGCUAAACUGUCGAAUGUCAUGAGCAGGAUUUAAUCGAGAAAAAUGUAAAAUGGUUGACUCUUCCUCAGCUGUUCAUGAUAGAUACUUUGUACGUGUAAUGCAAGCUCUUAAUAUAUAUCAACCAAAGCCUUUUUAAAGCAUGAUGCGAGUCAUUUUAGUGUGACUGAGUAAAAUGCAAAGAAGCAACACGUUUAAAUCUUUAAGUUGCAUAUCGUGAGCAGUUAUUAACAGAAUUGAGUGUCUUGUUUUGUGGACCAUCUUUGCCUUGUGAGCUCAAUAAAUGGUUAUAUUUUUCUCUCAA